Molecule: messenger RNA, 975 nt
Organism: Hypanus sabinus (Atlantic stingray)
Lineage: Eukaryota; Metazoa; Chordata; Chondrichthyes; Myliobatiformes; Dasyatidae
Product: C3a anaphylatoxin chemotactic receptor-like
Exons: 1
Coding region: 1-975 (324 amino acids)
Biological process (GO): positive regulation of cytosolic calcium ion concentration; phospholipase C-activating G protein-coupled receptor signaling pathway; complement receptor mediated signaling pathway
Cellular component (GO): plasma membrane
Molecular function (GO): G protein-coupled receptor activity; complement component C5a receptor activity
Source: RefSeq, a predicted model, not a curated record
AUGGCGCUCCCCACCGGUCACAACAACAACCUGAUCGAGCUCGCCGCCACUAGGAGCCUCCUCAACAGCAACUGCAGCUCCGGGGAGAUGAAAUGGUCAGCAAACGAUGCGGCGCUCAAGAUGUUCUUUGCCCUCAUCAUCCUGCUGGGUGCCCCCGGCAACGGCGCCGUCAUCUGGGUGACAGGCUUCAACACGGAGAGGAGCGUAUACACGGUGUGUUUCCUCAACCUGGCGGUGGCCGACCUUACUUACUGCCUCACCCUCCCCAGCCUGCUGGCCUACAGCUGCCUGUCAGAUCACUCCUCCAGUAACACUUUCUGGAGAUUUCUCCGAUGGAUCUUCAAAUUCCACAUGUCCACCAUUGCUCUGUUGUUAACCCUGAUCAGCAUCGUGCGGUGCCUGGCCAUCACUCGGCCUGUCUGGUUUCAUUACCACAAGGGCCUGGUUUGGGUGCGUGCGGCCUGCUUCGGGGCCUGGGGCCUGGCCUUCCUCCUUUGCCUGCCUGAACUCUUGCAUUUCUCCACUGAGUCGUAUUCGACGAAGGAGACCGAGGUUGCGUUGGAGAUAACUGGGAACAUCCUCUCCUUCGGCCCCCCUCUCCUGAUCAUGGCCUUGUGCUACCUUCUGAUUGCCCGGAAGCUGAAGGGGAAAACGUUCGCCAAACACAGGUACCUCGUUCAUCUCAUCAUUACAAUGGUUUCCGUUUUUAUUGUCUGCUGGCUCCCCGUCACUGUUUGCGACACUCUCUGGAAAUUAUCAAUAUGCAUUUCCCUUAAGUCUUUGUACAUCACUUUAUCCUUGGCCUCCUUGAACGGUGUCUUCAACCCCCUUAUCUACGUCUUCUCAGGCCGCGACUUCCGCCAGGUCUUCAGGCGUUCCCUGGCCGCCACUCUCCGUCUGGUCUUUGCCGAGGAGAAGAUGGAAUUGACGACCGAUCCUCCCAUCCGCACGGUUUCUGCAGAGAUAACAAGCUGA